CAAGGGGUGAUUCAUCAGUGGCAGAAGUGCACAUCUCUGUGCGCUCUGGACAGAUCGUCAGCUUCAUCAUCCACUGGUGUAUCUGCGUUAUCUCGCAGUUCUGGCCAAGUUGCUCAAGCGAAUGGACUGCGAACGCACGCUCUGCGGUCGAUUUCAGCGGCUAAAAGGAAGCGCAUUCAGAGCUGAUGUGGUUUUCAAGCUGCAGCCGCAAGGCAUCGCAAUACCCGCUCAUAAAUUAAUCCUCUCACUCGCAAGUCCGCGCUUCGCUCGGGAGUUUUCCCGAGAUGACGGCAAAUGCGGCGAGGAAACGGUGUACGAACUCAGGGACAUCGAUUCUCUCCACUUUGACGCCUUUCUCACCUUCAUCUACACAUUGGACGUGAAUUUGUGUCCGGAAAUUGCCUUUGGCCUGAUGAAAUUGGCGAAUAUGUACGAGAUGAAUCAGCUGAGUGAAUUGUGCGGCGAAUAUAUCCUCAAGACACUCACAGACUGCAACAUUUGGACAUACUUUGGCCACUCUGUGAACGUGCUCGAGGAUGAGAGUCUGAGAGCGAAACUCCUCGACUUCAUCUCCAACUCCGACAGCGUCUUCCGUCGGGUGGACUUCUCGGGGCUGUCUAGGGGUGGUGUUAAAUUGCUGCUGGAGAUGGAAUCAAUUAGAGUGACUGAAAGUGAAUUGCUGGGGGUGAUAAUUAAGUGGAUUGAUUCACAGCGUGGCGACAGAGGCAGAAGGGAGACUCUCGGAGAUUUACUGCAACUCAUCCGUUUCCCUGCCAUGACAAGCUCGGAGUUCAGGCAAUCAUUGGACGAGUAUCCGGACAUUCUUAGCGCCGAGGAGGUGCACGAAGUCAACCUGGCCAUUGCCGGGGUGGCGAACAGAACUCCCUUUCCCAAGGAGGCGCGCAUGCGACUGCCCAAGAUUCUGUCCAGUGGCGCAAGCACUCUUCACGUCGUCUCGCAAUUCACCACGAUUUUCGGAACUGCGGAGAAGCCCGAGAAUCUCAGUAUGACGUUCAAGGUUCUCGGGACGGUGGACUUCUUCGUGUCUGGUAUUGGGAUUCUCGUGCACGAGAGCUUCGAUCACGCCAUUCACGGUGUAAUAAAGGUGCAGACAAACACGGAUGCCGGUUGGAAGGACGACUCAUUUCCCACCAUCGAAGGAGGGCAUCAGAUGAGGCAUGGCCAGAGGUACAAGCUGCUCUUCCUCAUCUUCCAGGACGUGCUCAGAGUAAACUCCUGUCAGUGGUACAGAAUCAAUUUGGCCACGAAUUGUGACGAAGUGGCGAAAGUCGACGGGAGAUUUUGCGACGCUGUGUUCCUGAGAGGAGUUGAAGUGAAAUUCAUCCAGAAUGUGAAUCAUAGCACUAUUCCAUUGUUGCUGUUCAAGUAGAAGAAUAAAGAAGGAAGGAAAAAUAACUCUGAAGUUUCACGAUCACUUAAGCAUGAUCUGAAGUACAAAUUUUACACAGAAAGAAAUAAUGCACAGAAAAGGAAGAACCGAAUGAGAAAGUUACAUUGCAG
Molecule: messenger RNA, 1521 nt
Organism: Phlebotomus argentipes
Lineage: Eukaryota; Metazoa; Arthropoda; Insecta; Diptera; Psychodidae
Product: kelch-like protein 40a
Exons: 3
Coding region: 122-1390 (422 amino acids)
Molecular function (GO): protein binding
Source: RefSeq, a predicted model, not a curated record